Messenger RNA from Panicum virgatum (switchgrass), 1914 nucleotides. Its product is annotated as protein rough sheath 2. The transcript is spliced from 2 exons. NCBI's taxonomy places the organism in Eukaryota, Viridiplantae, Streptophyta, Magnoliopsida, Poales, Poaceae. The record is from RefSeq and is a predicted model, not a curated record. The coding region runs from base 489 to 1586 and encodes 365 amino acids.
GCGCCCCCUUUCCGGCCAUCUCCUUUCCGCGCGGCUCCCCCUCGCCUCGCGGCCCCCCGUCUUUUCCUGUCCGCGUGCCCUAAUUUCUCGCUGCGCCUUGUCCCCCCACCUGCUCACCUCGCCCCCGUCCCCUCCCCCUAUACAUACACACCUACACACGCUGGGGACUGGGCGAGCGAGCGUCCGCGCCGGCCGGCCGAGGGAAGGAAUCUUUCGGCUCACACCUCCCUAUCCCUGCCUCCCCCGGCCCUCUCCCUUCUCCUGCUCUGCUAGCUAGAGAGCCAGGUCCUUGGUCGUCGUCGUCUUCACCUCGCAAUUAUUUGGGCCCGGCAGGCUCCUCUUCCUUCCUUCUUCCAGGUGCUCCAGUCUCGACCAAGGACAGGAGGGAGGCCAAGAACUGAGCAAGGGAAGGAAUCGAAGGAUGGUGUAGCCGUGCCUCUCGCGCAUUAUGAGGUGUGGUGGUGCGGGAUGGGCGAUGGCCUGUGCAGAUGAAGGAGCGACAGCGCUGGCGGCCUGAGGAAGACGCCGUCCUGCGCGCGUACGUCCGGCAGCAUGGCCCGCGCGAGUGGCACCUGGUGUCGCAGCGCAUGAACGUGGCCCUCGACCGCGACGCCAAGUCCUGCCUCGAGCGCUGGAAGAACUACCUCCGGCCAGGGAUCAAGAAGGGCUCGCUCACCGACGAGGAGCAGCGCCUGGUGAUCCGCCUGCAGGCCAAGCACGGCAACAAGUGGAAGAAGAUCGCCGCCGAGGUGCCCGGGCGCACGGCCAAGCGCCUCGGCAAGUGGUGGGAGGUGUUCAAGGAGAAGCAGCAGCGGGAGCUCAGGGACAGCCGGCGGCCGCCGCCGGAGCCCAGCCCGGACCAGCGCGGGAGGUACGACUGGCUGCUCGAGAACUUCGCGGAGAAGCUCGUCGGCGAGAGGCCCCAGGUCGCUGCCGCGCCCCCGCCGCCGUCGCUGCUCAUGGCCGCGCCCGUGCUGCCGCCCUGGCUGUCGUCCAACGCCGGGGCCGCCACGAUCGUCACGCAGCAGCCGCCGCCCCCGCCCAGGCCGCCGUCGCCGUCCGUGACGCUCAGCCUCGCGUCCGCCGCGGUGGCGCCGCCCGGCCCGGCCCAGUGGAUGCCGGAGCGCGCCGCGGCGGAGGCGGCCGCGGCGGCGUACGGGUUCCCGAGCCCGCAGCACGCGCCCCCGCCGCCGAGCAUGGCGGUGGAGGGGCAGGCGCUGGCGGAGCUCGCCGAGUGCUGCCGCGAGCUGGACGAGGGGCAGCGCGCGUGGGCGGCGCACCGGCGCGAGGCGGCGUGGCGGCUGAAGCGCGUGGAGCAGCAGCUGGAGAUGGAGCGCGAGAUGCGGCGGCGCGAGGUGUGGGAGGAGUACGAGGCCAAGAUGCGCACCAUGCGGCUGGAGCAAGCGGCCGCCGCGGAGCGCGUCGAGCGGGAGCACCGGGAGAAGGUGGCCGAGCUCCGCCGCGACGCGCAGCUCAAGGAGGAGAAGAUGGCCGAGCAGUGGGCCGCCAAGCACGCCCGCGUCGCCAAGUUCCUCGAGCAGGUCGGCUGCUCCCGGCCAUGGUCCUCCGCAACCGACAUGAACUGAGCCGAACUGAACUCGACACGCGCUGACCACCACUGGCCGCCAUCAUCGCACCGCCGCUCGACCUGCUACUCCGUUUGACAGUUUCUUACCUUCUUCGACGCGACACGUAAAACCAACAGCAAUCAGAGGACGACGCCAUGAAUCUCCUUCUGUUGUUUUUGUUUUCGCAACUGUUGUUAAGGUUCAAUUUCUCUCUUGUUGGUCAGAAAUUCAGAAUCCAGAAAUGCAUGUAAUGCUGCUGCUACGGUGCUACCUGUGUACUGUCAUUGUUUCUUCUCUCCAAGCAGCUUACAUUACAUCCUGUAAGUCAUGGAUCAUUUCAUGCCAA